Messenger RNA from Nothoprocta perdicaria, 4246 nucleotides. RefSeq names its product atrophin 1 (gene ATN1). The record is from RefSeq and is a predicted model, not a curated record. NCBI's taxonomy places the organism in Eukaryota, Metazoa, Chordata, Aves, Tinamiformes, Tinamidae. Gene Ontology annotation, cellular component: nucleus. The transcript has 10 exons. The coding region runs from base 172 to 3774 and encodes 1200 amino acids. Gene Ontology annotation, molecular function: transcription corepressor activity.
UUCCCGUGCCCCACGGCGCCGAUAUUUGGGUUGGACCCUUCACUGACAGCAGGACUCACCAGGAUCUUGYGGCAUUGCUCCUGUAAGCCUGCCUUCCAGAAGAGCUGUUCUUGCCUGUCCCUGUCUCACAGGCAACAGCAGAAGGCGGGGGGGAUAUUGCGAGAAAACUUUAUGUUUUCAUCAAACCGGACCAAGGAGAAUGGGGGCCCCGCACCCAAAAGAAUGAAGACGCGACAGAACAAAGACUCGAUGUCGAUGCGGAGCGGGCGGAAGAAGGAGACUCCGGGGCCCCGAGAGGAGCUCAGGUCACGGGGUCGAGCGUCCCCAGGUGGCGUCAGCACCUCCAGCAGUGAUGGCAAAGCCGAAAAAUCCCGGCAAGCAACAAAGAAAGGUCGGGUGGAGGAAUCCUGCACCCCCAAAGGCACCAAGCAAGGCCGAACAGAAGAGAUCUCAGAGAGUGAGGGAGAAGACAGCAAUGCGCCCAAAAAAAGCAAAACUGAGGAGUUACCCUGUCCUCCAUCCCCAUCAGACGUUGACAGCCUUGAUGGCCACAGCUUCAAUGAUGAGAUGAGCAGUGACCCACGGGACAUUGACCAGGAUAACAGGAGCACCUCGCCAAGCGUCUACAGCCCCGGAAGCGUGGAGAAUGACUCCGACUCCUCCUCUGUGUUGUCCCAGGGACCGUCCCAUUCCUACCACCACCCUCCCCUCUUUCCUCAGAGCCCUCCUGUAGCUCCUCCUCCUGACAGCCUGGCCCGUCCACCUGAGCCCAGCUUUGGUCUCCCAGCUGAAGUCCACCCGCAGGGCCCGGCUGCUGGGGGCUACCACUCUCAGCUCGAGGGCCAAGCUUCGAGGAUUUUCCAGGCUCAGGCCCCACAGACACCAGCCUCCUCCUCUUCUGCUGCUGCCACCUCUUCUACUCCCUCCUGCUCUUCCUCCUCCUCUUCCUCCUCCUCCUCUGUCCAUGCUCCUCUUUACCCUACACCCAAUGUUGUCCAGGUUGGGACCAAAAUUCCCGGUGGUGUGGGGGGGCUCCCAGCAUCAGGGGCUCGUGAGCAGGCCCUCAGUGCCAAGCACAAUCCACCGCCCACCACACCCAUCUCAUUGGCAUCAGUGGUUGGGGGGCUUCCUCCUCAAAAGACGCCCCCAGCCAACCCCCCGGCUGCCUCCCCAGCUUCUGCCCCUUCCUUCCCCCAUGUCUCUGCUAAUCUGCCUCCCCCGCCAGCCCUGCGCCCGCUCAACAACGCAGCGGCCGCCUCCAGUUCUCCGGGGAUGGUCGGGCAGGCCCUGGCCGGGCACCUCCCCUCUCCCCAUGGCAUGGGGCAGGAGAAGGCACAAACCGUGGCCCCAUCGCGCUACCCCUAUGCGCCGCCACCCCUGCCGCCGUCCAGCUCGUCUGCCCAGUACGCGCAGGCGGCCCCUGCGCAGCCCCUGCCCAGUUACAGUGCCUCCUACGGCCACUCCUUCCCGCCGCCCAGUGGCCUCUCCGUGUCCAGCCAGCCCCCCAAGUACACGCAGCCCUCCCUGCCCUCCCAGCCUGUGUGGAGCCAGGGGCCGCCCCCCUACAGCCGUCCCCCCGCUGCCUCCUUCGCUGGCCAGGGCUCCCACCACCAGCAGCCGCCCCAGCAGCACCACCACAGCCACGGCGGCGGCGCGGGCCUCUCCCCAGCCCCGGCAGCUCCUCCCCAGGCCCCCGGCGGCUACUCGCACAGCCUGGAGUCAGGCAACCAUCACCCUUCACACGCCACUUACGGGCUGAGGCUCUACCCUCCCCACAGCCAGGCCACUUACAGCCAGGCUCCCUCAGCCGCUGCUGCGGCCCCUUCUUCCUCUUCCUCCUCCUCCUCCUCCUCCUCUUCCUCCUCCUCUUCCGCCUCCUCCGCCUCUUCCCAGGGAAGCUAUCCCGGCCUCUGCGCUCACCCCCAGGGUCAGAGCCCAGCCACGUACACCUUCCCGCCACCGCCGCCACCGUCCCCUGCCCACGGUGCCGGCCCGCCCGUCACCUCGGCUUCCACCACACUCUCCACUGUCAUUGCCACCAUGGCCUCCCCGUCCUCGGCCCCCUACAAGACCGUGUCGCCUCCCGUGCCCCCCUCAGCCAUAGCACCCUACGGGAAGCGCGCGUCCUCCCCCGUCCCUACCUUCCAGCCUCCAGCCCCCUACAAGCCAGGCUCUCCCCCCGUGUCCUCCGCCUCCUCCUUCCGUGUGGCCACCCCUCCGGGCUACCGCAUGACGUCCUCCCCCGUGACGGGUGGCUACAAAGCCCCGUCCCCUGCCCCGGCCGCCCCCUCGCUGCCGGGCAGCAUGGGUGCCCCCGCGCCGCCGCUGCCCCCGCUGCCCCUGAGCGCGGCGCAGAUCAAGCAGGAGCCGUCGGAGGAGUACGAGCCCCCCGAGAGCCCCAUGCCCCCGGCUCGCAGCCCCUCGCCGCCCCCCAAGGUGGUGGAUGUUCCCAGCCAUGCCAGCCAGUCAGCCAGAUUCAACAARCACCUGGACCGUGGCUUCAAUUCCUGUUCCCGCACAGACCUGUACUUUGUACCCCUUGACGGCUCCAAGCUGGCCAAGAAAAGGGCAGACUUGGUGGAAAAAGUCCGGAGAGAGGCCGAGCAGAAGGCCCGUGAGGAGAAGGAGCGAGAGAGGGAGCGAGAGAGGGAGAAGGAGCGGGAAAGAGAGAAGGAGAGGGAGCUGGAGAGAAGCGUGAAGAUGGCCCAGGAGGGGCGGCCGAUUGAAUGCUCAUCUCUUGGGCCCGUUCCCCACCGCCCCUCCUUUGAGCAGGGCAGUGCUGUGGCAACUGUUCCCCCGUACCUAGGCCCUGAUACCCCGGCUCUGCGCACCCUCAGUGAAUACGCACGGCCACACGUUAUGUCCCCCAGCAACCGCAACCACCCCUUUUACGUGCCCUUGGGUGCUGUUGACCCAGGCUUGCUGGGCUACAACGUGCCGGCCAUCUACAGCAGUGACCCAGCUACCCGGGAGAGAGAGCUGAGGGAGCGAGAAGCCCGUGAACGAGACCUGAGGGACCGAGACCUGCGUGAACGUCUCAAGCCGGGGUUUGAAGUCAAGCCAGCUGAGUUGGAGCAGCUUCAUGCCGUGCCAGCUGCUGCCAUGGAUCCUUUCCCGCGCCACGGCGGCCUGAGCCUGCAGACAGCRCCUGGCCUUCAUCCCGCUUUUCCCUUCCACCCAGGGCUGGGCCACUUGGAGCGGGAGAGGCUGGCGCUGGCAGCCGGCCCUACCCUUCGUCCCGACAUGUCCUACGCUGAGCGCCUGGCGGCUGAGCGCCAGCACGCGGAGCGGGUGGCUGCUCUCAGCAACGACCCCCUGGCCCGCCUCCAGAUGCUCAAUGUGACACCGCACCAUCACCAGCAUUCCCACAUCCACUCCCACCUCCAUCUCCACCAGCAGGAUGCUAUACAUGCAGCUUCAGCUUCUGUUCACCCUCUUAUUGACCCACUUGCCUCGGGAUCGCAUCUGACCCGGAUACCCUACCCAGCGGGAACCAUCCCCAACCCACUCCUUCCUCACCCCUUACAUGAGAAUGAAGUGCUGCGCCACCAGCUUUUUGCUGCACCCUACAGGGACCUGCCGGGCUCCCUGUCUGCACCCAUGUCCGCAGCGCAUCAGCUGCAGGCCAUGCACGCACAGUCAGCGGAGCUGCAGCGCUUGGCUCUGGAGCAGCAGCAGUGGCUCCACGCGCACCACCCGCUGCACGGCGUGCCGCUGCCCACGCAGGAGGAUUACUACAGUCACCUGAAGAAAGAAAGUGACAAGCCCCUUUAAAUGGACUCCUACCCUCAUUGCAGCAUCAUCAUGUCUUUCUCCUAAGAGGAGCAAUUGAUCAACCAAAUCCUGGGUGAGGGGAACCUGCAGAGUAACACACCCUGAUCCUACAGUGCAGUACAUUGCAAGAGCAGAAUGGAUGAAGAGUACAGAAUGGCAUCGUGGGAGCAGAAAGGAAAGGAAAGAAAGUGGAGAGGGAUUGAAAUAACACUAAAGGACAUGGAAUGAUUGGUACAUUAUUUCAGCAGAGCUCCGAAGGAAACAAAACCAGCAUUGCAGAGAGCUCAAAAAGACAAAGACUGAUGGAACUUCAAGAUUGCAGCUGCUCCAUCCUUCCUUUUGGGGGAACAGUUGUCUUAAAUAAAAACAGUGCAGAGCAUCACAGGACUUCACGUACAUGACGCUGCUGCCCUUUCUGCUUCUGUGAGGUGUGUCCGAGAAGGAACUCAAAACCGGAUGGAGCUUCUUCAAA